Dendronephthya gigantea is the source of this 628-nucleotide messenger RNA. RefSeq names its product cytochrome c oxidase subunit 5A, mitochondrial-like. Gene Ontology annotation, biological process: mitochondrial electron transport, cytochrome c to oxygen. Gene Ontology annotation, cellular component: mitochondrial inner membrane. The transcript is spliced from 4 exons. Bases 84 to 494 code for a protein of 136 amino acids. Lineage: Eukaryota; Metazoa; Cnidaria; Anthozoa; Malacalcyonacea; Nephtheidae. The record is from RefSeq and is a predicted model, not a curated record.
CUCACAUGUCCCCCAUCUUGCUUGACGCCAUAUUGGAAUUUUUGUCCCAAAAAGUGGUUUUAUUUUGAGUCGUGUUUAUAGUCAUGCUUCGUUCAACGCUCAGUCGUUUAGCUCCUGCAGUGCGCCAGAUAAGGCCUGUUUUAUGCUCCUCUGCAAGGUUUAUGUCUGACAAACCAGUAGAAUCUGCAGAGGCAUUUGAUGCCAGAUGGGAGGCUUAUUUUAACAGGGAAGAUAUUGAUGACUGGGAACUCCGCAAAGGUGUGAAUGAGUUAUACGGCCAUGAUCUUGUGCCGGAACCAAGAAUUGUAAAUGCAAUGUUAAGGGCGUGCCGACGCCAAGAUGAUUUUGGUAUGGCAAUCAGAGUGUUGGAAAUGGUCAAGCUGAAGUCUCGAGAUAGUGGUGAUAAUGAAAUAUAUAACUAUAUCAUUCAAAACUGUAAGCCAGUUAUGGAGGAACUGGGUAUUGAAACUGUUGAGGAUCUUGGGCUUGCUUAGAGUUAGACAAACUUUUCUAUCAGAUUUUGCAUUUAAUGUCAAGUCAAGAAUUGCAGAUGGAUGGUUAAUUUGUUCUUUCUUUUAAUUUCUGUCAGUUUUGACUGUUGUAUUACUUUGUCAGAAUUAUAUUGUAC